Molecule: messenger RNA, 1170 nt
Organism: Penicillium longicatenatum
Lineage: Eukaryota; Fungi; Ascomycota; Eurotiomycetes; Eurotiales; Aspergillaceae
Product: 3' exoribonuclease family protein
Exons: 1
Coding region: 1-1170 (389 amino acids)
Biological process (GO): nuclear polyadenylation-dependent mRNA catabolic process; exonucleolytic trimming to generate mature 3'-end of 5.8S rRNA from tricistronic rRNA transcript (SSU-rRNA, 5.8S rRNA, LSU-rRNA); TRAMP-dependent tRNA surveillance pathway
Cellular component (GO): cytoplasmic exosome (RNase complex); nuclear exosome (RNase complex)
Source: RefSeq, a predicted model, not a curated record
AUGACUUCCCCAACAACGGCGGCACCUUCGGUGCCUCCAUCCCUCUCACUCCCACCCUCACAAUUCGCCCGCCUUCAACCACACGCCUACCUCCUUGCUCAUCUUUCCCCACCACCAGCGAUGAACCAGCCCUCCGUCCGGGCCAAUGGCCGCGCUGCGUCCCAAUUCCGAGUCACAUCCGCCAACGCAGGCUCCUUGACCCACACAAAUGGCAGCGCCGUGGUGCGCAUCGGCGACACAGCCGCCGUGUGUGGUGUACGUGCCGAACUGCUACACACAGAGGACAUUGCAUCGUGGAGCGUAUCCCAGUCUUCGUCCGCUACAAACAACAAAUCCAAUGGAGCUGGUGGUGAAGAAACUGAUGCCGAAACCGAAGAAGACCGCGCUCACAUCGAAGACCUCAACUUGCUCGUCCCCAACCUUUCCUUGAGCACCGGCUGUGCACCGGGCUUUAUUCCUUCCGCCCCGCCUUCAGCGCUGGCUCAGUCGCUCUCACAUCAGAUUCUGUCGCUUCUUCACAGCACACGCCUCGUCAAGGCAGAUGAUUUGCGUGUUUGGUAUCAACCGCCAAAUUUGGGUCCGGAGUCAGAACAUAAUGAGAAUGAGAUGGAUGUGGAUGGCAGCAGUGAGAACCGCCAGCCUCGCGAGAUCAAGGCUUUCUGGGUGCUCUACAUUGAUGUCAUGAUAAUCUCACUGGCGGGUAACGCCUUCGAUGCGGCGUGGGCCUCGGUUCUGGCUGCUCUACGCGACACAAAGCUUCCUAAGGCAUGGUGGGAUGUGGAUAACGAGACCAUUCUCUGCUCGGAAGAUGUCAACGAAGCUCACAAACUUUCUCUGCGCGGCAUGCCGAUUGCCAGUUCGUUCUGUGUUUUCGAAGCCGAUGCUGCUGCUGGGUGGCGGGCUGUUGUUAUCCCGGAUGUCGAGCAGCAGAACGCGAAGAAGCAAAAGAAGAAGGAUUCUCAGACCAGGUGGAUUCUUGCAGAUCCUGAUGGAUACGAGGAAGGGUUGACAAUGGAGAAGGCCUGCGUUGUUGUUGAUAAGGAGAAUGGGAAGACGGUUAUCUUGAAGAUGGAGAAACUCGGUGGUUGGACGAUUGAUACGGAAGAUCUCCGACAAUUGGUGGAUAUCUCGGCGCAGCGAUGGGAUGAGAUGAAACAGAUACUAGGAUAA